Molecule: messenger RNA, 1011 nt
Organism: Lodderomyces theae
Lineage: Eukaryota; Fungi; Ascomycota; Pichiomycetes; Serinales; Debaryomycetaceae
Gene: FEN12
Product: fatty acid elongase
Exons: 1
Coding region: 1-1011 (336 amino acids)
Biological process (GO): fatty acid elongation, monounsaturated fatty acid; sphingolipid biosynthetic process; fatty acid elongation, polyunsaturated fatty acid
Cellular component (GO): endoplasmic reticulum membrane
Molecular function (GO): fatty acid elongase activity
Source: RefSeq, a predicted model, not a curated record
AUGACAGGAUCCAUUUUUACGCAAAAGGCAACUGAGAAUUUAAUUCAAAUUGGUGUUCCAUCAAUUGAACGUCCAUUUGGAAUAUAUUUAUGGCCCAUUUUCAACAAGGUAUUUGAGUUGGUCAUUGGAUACCCAGCUGAUGAUUUCGAGUUUAUUUACCACAAGACGUUUUUAGCUAAUGGUUACCAUGCCAUAAGUAUAAUUAUUGUUUAUUAUAUUGUCAUUUUUGGAGGAAGGGAAAUCAUCAACAGGUUUAAGUUGCCAGCUUUGAAGUUGAACUUUUUGUUCCAGUUGCACAACAUUGUUCUUACCUUGUUGUCGUUGAGUUUGUUGUUGUUGUGUAUUGAACAAUUGGUGCCAAUGUUGUAUCAUCAUGGAUUGUUUUACGCUAUUUGUGACAAGGGUGCAUUUACUCAGAAAUUGGUUACUUUGUACUACUUGAACUAUUUAACCAAGUUUUUGGAAUUGAUUGAUACCGUGUUUUUGGUGUUGAAGAAGAAGAAGUUGUUGUUUUUGCACACUUAUCACCAUGGAGCCACUGCCUUGUUGUGCUAUACUCAAUUGACUGGCUCAACUUCCGUGGAAUGGGUGCCAAUUACUUUGAAUUUAGCUGUGCACGUUGUCAUGUACUGGUACUACUUCCUUAGUGCUAGAGGCAUCAGAGUAUGGUGGAAGGAAUGGGUGACAAGAUUCCAAAUUAUCCAAUUUGUUCUUGAUUUAGGUUUUGUUUAUUUCGCAACUUACACUCACUAUGCAUUUUCUUAUUUCCCAAGUUUACCACACUUUGGAGAUUGUCAUGGAAGUGAAUUGGCUGCUGCUUAUGGAUACUUGAUCUUGUCUUCGUACUUGGUUUUGUUUAUCAGUUUCUACAUUAAGGUGUACAAGAGUAAAGGUGGCAAGAAGCCAGUCAAGGUGGAUGAAGUUGCUAAAGCUGCUGACGAUGCCGUUAGUAGUGGUACUAGCUCUGGUGUUGAUACCGGUGCCAGAAAAGUCAAACCAAGAAAAGCUUGA